Messenger RNA from Cygnus olor (mute swan), 4739 nucleotides. RefSeq names its product synaptotagmin-4-like. Gene Ontology annotation, biological process: regulation of dopamine secretion; regulation of calcium ion-dependent exocytosis; calcium-ion regulated exocytosis. The transcript has 4 exons. Lineage: Eukaryota; Metazoa; Chordata; Aves; Anseriformes; Anatidae. Bases 488 to 1765 code for a protein of 425 amino acids. Gene Ontology annotation, molecular function: calcium-dependent phospholipid binding; calcium ion binding; SNARE binding. The record is from RefSeq and is a predicted model, not a curated record. Gene Ontology annotation, cellular component: membrane; synapse; axon.
UGCUGAUUUCAGCCCUGUAGCGUCAGGAUUGCGUCAAUUUGGGUUUCAGCCACGUCUUCAGUCUCAGGGCAGAGCUACACAGAAGAGCCAAAACAGGAAGGAGGUUGCAUAUCAGUGUGCAAAGGGGAGGACCGAAGCUUCCCCUCCCCUCGCUCCUCCAGCCCCCUCGCAUCCUCCUCCUCCACCUUCCCCACCGCUCGUGUCUCCAGGUUUUGUUUUCCGUUGUUUUUUUUAUUUUUUUAUUUUUUUAUUUUUUUUAAACCACGUUCGAAAAGCCGGCUGCCCGAGUGGUUUGAGAGACGGAGACAGCUUCGGAGCUCCGGGCAGGUCUCUGGACACCGGGGGGGAGGCUCCUGUUCCCAGUCAGAAAGCUCCAGCACCGCGGGCCGCAUCCCCAACACCGCGGACAGAAUCCCCAGGUCCGGGGACAGCAUCCCCUGCACAGCGGACAGCAUCCCCAGCACCGCGGGCAGCGCACGCCGCCAACAUGGCUCCGAUCGCGGCCAGCCGCCAGCACUUCGAUGAAAUUCCUACAGUGGUUGGGAUCUUCAGUGCGUUUGGCCUUGUCUUCUCUGUCUCCCUUUUUGCUUGGAUCUGCUGCCAGCGCAAAUCUUCCAAAUCCAACAAGACCCCUCCAUAUAAGUUUGUCCAUGUUCUGAAGGGAGUUGAUAUUUAUCCUGAGAAUCUCAACAGUAAGAAGAAGGUUGGAGCAGAUGAUAAAAGUGAAGCAAAGAACAAAUUGGCAAUGCCUAAGAAUUCUCUCCAUCUAGACCUAGAGAAGAGAGAUCUAAAUGGCAAUUUCCCCCAAACAACCUCUAAAAUACAGAGCUCUCCAGAUCUUGAAAAUGUGUCUCCGAAACACUUUUCAGAAAGUAAGAAAGAUUCAGUAUCCCCUGAUAGUUUAAAGUCCAUCACAUCCCUUUCAUCUGAAGAAAAACAAGACAAGCUAGGAACACUCUUUUUCUCUUUAGAGUACAACUUUGAGAAAAAGGCAUUUGUAGUGAACAUCAAGGAAGCACGUGGGCUGCCAGCAAUGGAUGAACAGUCAAUGACUUCUGAUCCCUACAUCAAAAUGACAAUCCUGCCUGAGAAAAAGCACAAGGUGAAAACCAGAGUGCUGAGAAAAACCUUAGAUCCAGCUUUUGAUGAGACUUUCACAUUCUAUGGGAUCCCCUACAGCCAAAUUCAAGACUUAGCACUUCACUUUAUGAUCUUGAGCUUUGACAGGUUUUCCAGAGAUGAUGUCAUUGGAGAAGUCCUCAUCCCCCUUGAAGGAACUGAAUUGUCAGAAGGAAGGAUGCUAAUGGACAGAGAGAUCAUCAAAAGAAAUGUUAGAAAAUCAUCUGGGCGUGGAGAAUUACUGAUCUCUCUCUGUUAUCAGUCUAUAACAAACACGCUAACUGUUGUUGUUUUAAAAGCCAGGCAUCUACCUAAAUCUGAUGUGUCAGGAUUAUCAGAUCCUUAUGUCAAAGUGAACCUGUACCAUGGUAAGAAAAGAAUUUCUAAAAAGAAAACCCAUGUGAAGAAGUGUACCCCCAAUGCAGUGUUCAAUGAAUUGUUUGUCUUUGACAUUCCUUGUGAGGGCCUUGAUGAUAUCAGCAUUGAAUUUUUGGUUUUAGAUUCAGAUAGAGGGUCAAGAAAAGAGGUCAUUGGCCGGUUAACCUUGGGAUAUUCAGCAGAAGGAACAGGUGGAGAACACUGGAAGGAAAUUUGUGAAUAUCCUAGGAGACAAAUUGCCAAAUGGCAUAUGUUGUGUAAUGGUUAGCAGCUCAGAGAGGGGUUGGAACUUGAAAAACUAUAUAUAUUUCCAUAUGCAAGGAGCAGUUUUCUUUCUUUGCUAUGUAUAAUUACAGGCUUGUAACUACAAGACUUUUUUUGUGGGGGUGGGGGAGUAAAAACUGGAUUGAAUUAUCAAAAUAGAAGGUAACUAAAUUUUCAGAGUAAAUAAAGGAAUUUCUAUUUCAUUAGGCUUUAACUUAAUUUGAUUAAAUUUAUAUUCUUCUGUAGUUUACAUAGCCUAAAACUUCUGAAGCAGUAUAAACUUCAAUAAGGAAGUUUCUCUUUUUGAUUGUUUCAUUAAAUGAAAAACAAAGAAAACAGUGAGACAGAAUACAAAACCUUUUUCAGCCGUUUAGCUUCCUGAGCUGUGAGUUAUAUCAUUACAGUCAAUAAGACUACUCACAACAUACAAAGUUUAAUGCAUUUUUUAACUUUUGCAGGAUAGGAAAACAAACUGUCAUUAUAAUUUAUACAGUAUUAUGUUAGACAAACUACUUGAAAAGUGCGUUUCACUUAGCUGAUAUGCAUUAAUAUCCAUUACUGAUUGUACUGAAAAUUGGUGGUGGUAAGAAAAAGUUUUAUAAUUUCAUGCUAGUGUGACAUAUGUAUGCUUAAACUUAAAUUGUGCCAGGCUAGGGGAAUAUAAAGUGUCAAAACCCAAGUAUAUAAACAAAGCAUCUAGGCCUGUGAAAUUUACUCUUGGUCACACUUCAUACAUUUUUAGGCUGUCAGAACUAUAGCACAACUAUAAGAUUAUUUCCUAAAGUUUGUACACUGAUUUCUGAUACAGAAGUUUGAAAAUACUACUCCUAUGUCAUUUUUACAUUAUAUGUAAAGAAGAAUAUGAUGAUGUUAGUUGUUAACUGAAGAAUGAUUUAAAAAGUGGAAAACAGUUUUCAGUAUUUUUGCAUAUGUCAUUUUGUCACAUGUAAUCCCACUAAAGUGAAUGAAACUAUUUGGGAAUUAAGGUAUUGCUCAGUGUGAGUAAAGGUAAGAGAAUGGGCAUGCCAGGAAAAAAAAAAGUGUUUUAGAUGUUCAGUUAUGCUCAUUAAACAACAGAUGCAGGUCUUAUUCAAAACUGUUGGAGAUUUGUUGACUUUUCCCUGUUCCCAUAUGGCCAAAUUAUGGUUGCAGUAAAGGACACUGAAAUAUGAAAUAUGCAAGUAGAGAAAUAGUACUGGAAGAAUUCUAUUGAGGCUCUUUCAGGUUUUGUGUCAGUAAUUUCUCCAGUUUUUGAGAAUGUUUGAUAUGACAGUGUUUAUAAAGUUCUGUAAAAAUUCAUUUUCAAAAUAACAUAAACAUGCUUUCUAUGAUAACACUCAAUGUAAAAAAAUGCAUAUUGUAUGUGUAAAGGAGAGGAAUCUUUUUUGCUUAUUUCUUUAGAAAGCUGAUGAACUGCUCAAGGGCUAGAGUUUGCCAACCCAAUUAUAUCAAGUAGAUAUAAUUCAAAGACACUAGGUCAAAGAAAAGAUGCCCACAGGCUUCAGUGGGGUUUGAAGUGGAAUCACAGAGCAAAACUCUUCUUGUGAGACAACCCAGCACAAUGGCACCAUAGAUAGGGGGAGACACUCUUUGAUUUAAUAUUGUCUGGGAGAGUUUAAGGCAGUACCAUGCGGCCAGAGCUGUUACUAUUUCUAGUAAGGACAUAAAAAACUUCAUAAUGAAAGUGAUUGCACCAAAUAGAGUGGUAGAGUGGGAUUGCCUGCAAUUAAAAAAAAAAAAGAAAGAAAGGAGGUUUUGUAUAUUGGCCCAUGAAUAACACAUUAUCUCUAAAAAUCAGAUGACAGGUGUCAUCUGUCUCCAAUGGACACAAAUUCUGACAUCAGGAGAAAAAAAUCCACCCUUUAAAGUUAAUGAUGGGCUAUGACCAUUGUUCAUUUUGCAUCUAACAAGUUGCCAUCAAAACUGUUUAAAAGUUUAUAUAGCAGCCUGAAGGUUAAUAUUUCUACCAGAUAAAUGGCAGUCAUUGAUGGGGGUAGGGGGUAGGAAUGGGAAAGGGAAGCAAAGAAAUUUUUAUUAAAUUGAAAAAACUGUAAAUAGAUUUUUUUUUCAUUUAAAGCAAUGUUUAGCUUGGAAAGUUGAGUAAAGAAGACUUGUAACACAUCUGUAAACCAGACAAGGCAGGAGCGAAUGUAGACCUGUCUUGAGAUGAGAAAUUCUGCUGUUUUAUAAAGUAUUCAAUUCUCACUGUGAAUAUCUCGAACUCUGUUAAAGAUACUGUAUUGUAUUAAACAUGUAAAAAAUGAUGUUUGUCUAAGUAGUUUACAAAAACAAUAACUCCUUGAAUGGGAGGCUAUCCAUGUAUGGAAAUCUGUCAUAACUAAAUACCUGAUUUGUUAUGGUGUUGUAACUUAAUAGAAACUGUUCGAGAGGAAGCAUGGUGUAUGAGAUUUUGUAAGUUAUUUGUGCUGGUUCUGUGUGUUGUGCCAUGUGUGUAAGACAAGAAUAAACUGCUGCUUUUGUUCAUCCCAUCCCAAAACAAUUAUCCCACCAAUGUGUCUUUUCCAGAGACUUCUGCUAUUAUUUCUGCUCACAGUUUACUCUUUCAUGCUUCUGUCAAAAAAAAAAUAAUAAAAAAAUUGACCUAAAAAAUCUUCCUCUUCUCACAGAGGUGGAUCAGAGUUAUUCUGCCAAAUAUUACCCAGGCUUAUCACAUAUUCUUUAUUCUCAGAUUCUUGGUGUAUUUGUCUUGAAUUUUACUAUACACUCAGGCUAGAACUUGAGGCAUUGCCCGUGUUGGAAAAACUGAGUCCUACUAAAUGAGGAUGAAUUCUAGAAUAGUAGGUGAAAGAAGUAAAAUGCAAGUCACAUUAUUGUUGGAAUCCUGAUGACAUUCCAUUUUGUUUUCCAGAAGUAAAAAAUAUCCCUUGGACAAUCAUGCUGUAACACUCUUACUUCCUUUAUAGUCAUGUCAGGCACCUUCUCAUCAGAUGAGAUGGAUAGAGAACACAUUCCUUCAA